This is a messenger RNA of Ricinus communis (castor bean), 3392 nucleotides long. RefSeq names its product protein MEI2-like 2. Gene Ontology annotation, molecular function: RNA binding. The transcript has 13 exons. Lineage: Eukaryota; Viridiplantae; Streptophyta; Magnoliopsida; Malpighiales; Euphorbiaceae. Bases 269 to 2848 code for a protein of 859 amino acids. The record is from RefSeq and is a predicted model, not a curated record.
CCACAUUCACAAGAGUUUUUUUUUGUUUUCUUUUCUCUCUCUCUUAAUCAUUCUCUGCUCUUUUGUGCUCUCUCUCCCUUGUCCAAUCAUCACCUUUUUCUUCUUUUCUUUUAUGUUGCAGUCAGAGUAGUAACAAGGAACUGCUUAAUACGAUUCUUUUGUAUCGUGAAGAGCUAAAUUUGGACCAAAGGUUUAGUUGGUGUCAUUAUAACUGGAUUGAUGGUUUUAUCUAUUCUGUUGUUUUUUCUGACGGCAGAAAGGUGAUGUGAUGAAGCAGUCUUUAAAUAAUUCAACCCCUGUUCCUGCUAAGAAUUCUCUGGUGAAUAUGCCCAAGGAAGUAGGAAGUGGUGCAUUGGGGAUUUUAGCUGGAUCCAACACCUGUCCUGCUCAAAGUGAUACGAUCCUUUUCUCUAGCUCAUUGCCUGUUCUUCCACAUGAAAAGUUAAAUUUAAAUGAUACAGAAUGUGUUUGCCAAUUUGUCGAUGAUGCCACAUCUAGUUUGGAUAAACUUGGACAUGUGGAGGGUGGUGAUGUACUUGAAGAUGUUGAACCUCAUGCAAUUGGAAGUUUACUUCCUGAUGAUGAGAAUGAUCUUUUAGCCGGUAUAAUGGAAGAUUUUGACCUAACUAGACUGCCCAAUUCACUUGAGGACUUGGAAGAUUAUGAUCUUUUUGGCAGUGGAGGUGGCAUGGAACUUGAAAGUGAUCCACAAGAGAGCCUAAGCAUGGGCAUCUCAAAGGUAAGUUUGUCUGAUGGCAUCACUGGGAAUGGGAUGCCUCAUUACGGACUUCCAAAUGGUGCGAGUACUGUUGCUGGAGAGCACCCAUUAGGCGAGCAUCCUUCAAGAACAUUAUUUGUUCGAAAUAUUAAUAGUAAUGUCGAGGACAUAGAAUUGAGACAACUCUUUGAGCAAUUUGGCGACAUUAGAACUCUCUACACUGCUUGUAAACACAGGGGUUUUGUGAUGAUAUCAUAUUAUGAUAUUCGUGCGGCUCGAACUGCAUUGCGGGCAUUGCAAAACAAGCCACUGCGACGAAGGAAACUUGAUAUUCACUUCUCCAUUCCAAAGGAUAAUCCUUCAGACAAGGAUAUCAAUCAAGGAACUCUGGUAGUUUUUAAUCUGGAUCCAUCAGUUUCAAAUGAAGACCUACGACAGAUAUUUGGGGCUUAUGGCGAGGUCAAAGAGAUAAGGGAAACUCCACACAAGAGGCACCAUAAGUUCAUUGAAUUUUAUGAUGUCAGAUCUGCAGAAUCUGCACUUAAGUCAUUAAAUAGAAGUGAUAUAGCUGGUAAAAAAAUAAAACUUGAACCUAGCCGUCCUGGGGGAGCUAGGCGAAACUUGAUGUUGCAACUGAAUCAAGAGCUCGAGCAAGAUGAAUCUUGGAGUUUCCGGCAUCCAGUGGGUUCACCUGUGACCAACUCUUCACUAGGUAACUGGGCACAGUACAGUAGUCCCAUUGAGCACAGUCCGCUGCAAGGUAUCAGCAAAUCCCCAGUUUUCAGGACUUUGAGCCCAACAGCUGGCAACUAUUUACCUGGGUUGGCUUCAAUUCUUCACCCUCAAGGAUCAAACUCUGCAAAAGUAGUGCCAAUUGGCAAAGACCUAGGAAGGGGUAGCCUUGUGGAGCAUACAUAUACAAAUUUGAAUUCAGCUCAUGGAGGUGCAUUGCAACAGUCACAUUCAUUACCAGAGUCAAAGUUGAACAAAUAUCAUGGAAGUAUGUCGUCCUUUGGCCAUCCAUCAACUUCUAAUGGAUCUGCUAUGGAAACUUUGUCAGGGCCACAGUUUCUUUGGGGAAGCUCAAAUGCAUACCAAGAACACCCCACUUCUUCUGCCUGGCCAAAACAAUCAAUGGGCCAUCCACUUUCAUCCAAUGGGAAGAGCCAUGGUUUUUCAUACACAGGCCCUCAUGGUUCUUUCCUUGGUUCAUCCCAGAAUCAUCAUCAUGUUGGUUCUGCUCCAUCUGGAGUUCCUUUAGAGAGGCGCUUUGGAUUUCUCCCAGAGUCCCCAGAAACUACAUUCAUGAGUCCUGUUGCAUUUGGGGGCAUGGGUUUAGGCCAAAAUGGUGGAAGUUUCAUGAUGAAUUUGGGUGUCCGUGCUCCCAUGAAUGGCGUUGCCAUUCCAAGAAACAUCUCUGAAAAUGGUUCUUCAAGUUACAGAAUGAUGUCCUCUCCGAGGCUAAGUCCUGUAUUUUUAGGCAAUGCCCCAUACCCAGGAGUGGCACCCACCGCCAUAGAGGGUUUUACUGAUCGUGGGCGGAGUAGACGGGUUGAGAGUAAUGGAAAUCAAGCAGAUAGCAGGAAACAAUUUCAGCUAGACUUGGAUAAGAUUAUAAGUGGGGAAGAUACCCGGACUACCUUAAUGAUAAAAAAUAUCCCAAAUAAGUACACCUCAAAUAUGUUGCUAGCUGCCAUUGAUGAAAAUCACAAGGGCACUUAUGACUUUCUCUAUUUACCAAUUGAUUUUAAGAAUAAAUGCAACGUGGGUUAUGCCUUCAUCAAUAUGCUAUCUCCUUCUCACAUCAUUCCAUUUUACGAGGCAUUUAAUGGUAAGAAGUGGGAGAAGUUUAACAGCGAGAAAGUUGCUUCUUUGGCAUAUGCUCGAAUCCAGGGAAAGGCAGCCCUUGUGACCCACUUCCAGAAUUCAAGCUUAAUGAAUGAAGAUAAGCGCUGCCGCCCAAUACUCUUCCACUCAGAGGGUCAGGAAGAAGGUGAUCAGAUUUUCCGGGAACAUUUUCCUUCCAGCAGUUUGAACAUCCAGUUCCGUCAACCAGAUGGAUUAUUCUCGGGCGAUUUCCCAGGAAGCCCUGCAAAGGAUGGCACUGGAGAGAGGCCAGAGAAUAGCUAACAUUAUGUUUGAAGGAGAUUGCCCACAGCCUAAAUUGUGGUGGCUGCGGGUGCUAACCCCUGCGUAUAUAUUCAAGUGUAUAAAUCUAGGACGAGAUUGAUCAGGAAAGAAAAUGCUUUUGCAGAUUUUGUAUAGUAUUCAGUGGCAGCUCUGAAAGCAGCAAGAGCAUUUAUUUCUGUUUAUCAGUGUUGAGGGAGGAGAACAAUCAUGAAGUCUAUGGGCGGAAUUGAGGUCUCUUGCUGUUGAGUUCACAUAACACCACAGCUUGUGCAGGUUUUGUCAUCAGGUUUUUUGCUUUUUUAAUUUUAUGGGAUAUGAAUGUCAUAUAACAUCUGCAAAUAUGAUGUGAUGUGUAUUAGGGUAUAAAGAUAAUGUAUUUGGGGGGUUGUCAGAUUUUGAGGGUCGAAGGUGUAAAAUGGGGGUUUCUACAGAAUUGUAUAGGUGAUGAGAUAAAACUUCUUUUGGGUUAAUCUCAGAAUUUGUGCUUUAAAUAGAAGGUAAUCUAUAUCUGAAAUGUGCUAUACGGGAAAACUUGGCUUCUUUA